Schistosoma mattheei is the source of this 1120-nucleotide messenger RNA. The record is from the annotation of a GenBank genome assembly. Lineage: Eukaryota; Metazoa; Platyhelminthes; Trematoda; Strigeidida; Schistosomatidae.
AUGAGUCCUGGUGAAGCAUUACAAACUGAAAUACCUGAAGCAAGACGUAUGGAAAAUUAUCGAUCUGGAAAUUGUUUAUUGAGUUAUUUUGAUCCAAAUACAAAAAAGUUUCGUAAUUUCACAGCUUCACAAUUUGGUGAUGUUUGGAAUCAUUUCGAUCAAGAUGGUAAUGGAUUUAUAGAUGGUGAAGAACUUGAAAUGUUCAUGGGCAAACUAGUCGAAUGUAUCAUACCGAAACAUGCUAGAAAUCAACUAUCCGAGGAUGAUACUCGUGAAUUAGUUAAUGAGUUAUUAAAAGUAAUCGAUACGAACAAUGAUAAUCGAAUCGAUAUUAGAGAGCUGGCUCAAUUACUUCCAACUGAUGAGGAAUUUUUAAUUUUAUUCCAACGAGAAAAUAAGCUAAAUUCCAGUGUUGAUUUUAUGAAAGUAUGGCGAGAAUUCGACAAAGAUCAUAGUGGAUUUAUUGAAGCAGAUGAAUUAAAAGAUUUUCUGACAGAACUACUAUCAUUUGGAAUACAUAAAGAUGAUGAAAAAUUUGAUGAAAAGAUUAUUGAAUACACUGAUACAAUUUUGAAAUUAUUCGAUCAUAAUCGAGAUGGUAAAUUACAACUAAGUGAAAUGUCUCGUUUAAUACCUGUGGAAGAGAACUUUUUAUGUCGUCCAAUAUUUAAACAUGCUGGUAAAAUUACAGCAGCUGAUGUGGAUCGUGUUUUUGCAUUAUAUGAUACAGAUAAAAAUGGAACCAUUGAAGAUCUUGAAUUGUAUGGUUUCUUAAAAGAUCUUCUUGAACUUGUUGAAGAAGAUUUUGAUGAAUCAGAUCUUGAUUAUACACGAUCUAUGAUUUUACAAAAUUGGGAUUUUAAUAAUGAUGGGAAAAUUAGUUUGGAAGAAAUGCGUAUGCUUUUGUUAGCUUACAGUUCAAAAGACUCAAAAAUAGAUAAUGAUAAUUAUAAUUAUCAUAAUGAUGGUUCUAAAACUAGCAAUAAAAAAAUAUCUAUGGUUAAAUCUAAUCCAAGACAUUCAACUGGAGAGAAUGUAGAACGUCAAAACAUCAUUAAAACCACUUGGUCAAAACGGAAAUGAAUAAAACAUAUGUAACAAUCACUAUUUUGUGUGUGUG